UUUUUUUUUUUUUUUUUUGUUUUCCUUUUCGUUAUCACUCUCUCUCUCUCUCUCUCUCUCACACACACACAUAAUAUGUCUACACAUUCUGGUAUUACUGCUGAAUCUCUCAAAGCUACUAUUAUUGAGCGACUUGAAGCUCAACAUGUGCAAGUGGAUGAUCUCUCUGCUGGUUGUGGACAAAUGUUUGAAGUGGUUAUUGUUUCGCCUGCAUUUGAAGGUUUACGAUUAUUGACUCGACAUAAACUUGUGAAUGAAAAACUUAAAGAAGAAAUCAGUAAGGUGCAUGCUUUUUCUCAGAAAUCGUACACACCUGAAGAAUGGGAAAAGAAGAAAGCUGAACAAAAUUAAUUUUAGAUUAUAGAUAUUAAUUGUACAAAUAUCACAAUAAAACAUGACGAUUAUUUUUGGUACCUUU
This is a messenger RNA of Halteromyces radiatus, 418 nucleotides long. RefSeq names its product bola protein. Gene Ontology annotation, cellular component: nucleus; cytosol. Gene Ontology annotation, biological process: intracellular iron ion homeostasis. The transcript has 3 exons. NCBI's taxonomy places the organism in Eukaryota, Fungi, Mucoromycota, Mucoromycetes, Mucorales, Cunninghamellaceae. Gene Ontology annotation, molecular function: 2 iron, 2 sulfur cluster binding. The coding region runs from base 76 to 351 and encodes 91 amino acids. The record is from RefSeq and is a predicted model, not a curated record.